This is a messenger RNA of Kogia breviceps (pygmy sperm whale), 5547 nucleotides long. RefSeq names its product solute carrier family 15 member 2 (gene SLC15A2). Gene Ontology annotation, cellular component: plasma membrane. Lineage: Eukaryota; Metazoa; Chordata; Mammalia; Artiodactyla; Physeteridae. Gene Ontology annotation, molecular function: dipeptide transmembrane transporter activity. The record is from RefSeq and is a predicted model, not a curated record. Gene Ontology annotation, biological process: dipeptide import across plasma membrane.
AAAAAGGGAAUGAAUCUGCAGUUCUGAAAAUUAUAAAAACAUUUUUGUCACAGCAAUCUCACUUCUAGAAAUUCAUUCUACAGAUACAUUUGACUUAUUUGCAAGGUUAUUAUUACAGUAUUAUUUAUAAUUGUAAAAGACUUAAAAAAUCUGAAUGUGAACCUCUUUUUAUUGAUUUUUGAAGUGAUUUAUAUAGUCUGGACACAAAUCCUUUGACAAUAUAUGUAAUAUGAAUAUUUUCUCCCACUUUGUGAGUUGUCUUUUUACUCUUAAUAGUAUCUUUUGGUGAACAAAAAAGUUAUUGAUUUUAAUACUGUCCCAUAUAUCAAUUCUUUUUCUUUUAUGGUUACCAUAUUUUAUGUCUUAUUUAAGAAAUCUUGGCUUAUUCACAGUCGUAAAGAUGCUCUCUUAUGUUUUCCUCUAAAAGCUUUAAUUUUUUAAACUUUGACAGUUAGAUCUGUAAUCUAUAUUGAAUUGGUUUUUAUGCAUGGUGUAAGAUAUAUUUACACCAUGCAUAAAAACAUGGGUAAACAUAUUUUUUUCCAUAUGAGUAUCUAGAUGGUGUUUUUUUAGUUGAAAACACCAUCAUUUCCCCCACUGCACUGCAGUGUCACGCUUGUCAUAACUGAUGCCUCAGUAUAUGUGUGGGUCUUUUUCUGUACUCUGUUCUGUUGCAUUGGUUGCUUUAUCUAUCUUUGUGUCUGUUCCACUCUGUUAUAAUUACUAUAGCUUUAUAAUAUGUCUCCUACUGGUUAGUGCAAAUCCUCCACUAUUUUUCUUCAAGAUUGCCUUUGCUAUUCUUCGCUUUUUGUAUCUCUAUGUGGAUUUUAAAAAUCAACUUGUCAUUUUCUUCACUCACAAAACCUGUUGGAUUUUGUGUUGCAAUUAUAGAUUGAUUUGGGGAUUACUGACAUUUUUGCUGAGCCUUCCAAAUCAUGAGAAUGUCCCCCUUUUCACAGUAGCCUGGCAGCUGUCCCAACUGCCUACUGAAGCCAAAUGCUUGAAGAGAGAGAGAGUAAGGAGCCAGCCAUGAAUCUCUUCCAGAAAAAUGAGUUCAAGGAAACUCCUUUUUUACCUGUCUGCCCUGAAGAGGUACCACCUCGACCCCCCAGCUUUCCAAAGAAGCCAUCUCCGAAAAUCUGUGGCUCCAACUAUCCACUGAGUAUUGUCUUCAUUGUGGUGAAUGAAUUCUGUGAGCGCUUUUCCUAUUAUGGCAUGAAAGCUGUGCUGACCCUGUAUUUCCUGUAUUUCCUGCACUGGAGUGAAGACACUUCCACAUCUGUAUACCAUGCCUUCAGCAGCCUCUGUUAUUUCACUCCCAUCCUGGGAGCAGCCAUUGCUGACUCAUGGUUGGGAAAAUUCAAGACAAUCAUCUAUCUCUCCUUGGUGUAUGUGCUUGGCCAUGUGAUCAAGUCCAUGGGUGCCUUACCAAUACUGGGGGGACAAAUGUUACACACAGUCCUAUCAAUGGUCGGCCUGAGUCUAAUAGCUUUGGGGACAGGAGGUAUCAAACCCUGUGUGGCAGCUUUUGGUGGAGACCAGUUUGAAGAAAAACAUGCAGAGGAACGGACUAGAUACUUCUCAGUCUUCUACCUCUCCAUCAAUGCAGGGAGCUUGAUUUCUACAUUUGUCACACCCAUGCUGAGAGGAGAUGUGCAGUGUUUUGGGAAAGACUGCUAUGCAUUGGCUUUUGGAGUUCCAGGAUUGCUUAUGGUGAUAGCUCUUGUUGUGUUUUCAAUGGGAAGCAAAAUAUACAGAAAACCACCUCCUGAAGGAAACAUAGUGACUCAAGUUGUCAAAUGUAUCUGGUUUGCCAUUUCCAACCGUUUCAAGAACCGUUCUGCGGACAUUCCAAAGCGAGAGCACUGGCUGGACUGGGCAGCUGAGAAAUACCCAAGGCAGCUCAUUAUGGAUGUGAAGGCACUGACCAGGGUACUAUUUCUUUAUAUCCCAUUGCCCAUGUUCUGGGCUCUUUUGGAUCAGCAGGGCUCACGAUGGACCUUGCAAGCCACCAGGAUGAAUGGGAAUUUGGGUUUGUUUGUGCUUCAGCCUGACCAGAUGCAGGUACUAAAUCCCUUUUUGGUUCUUAUCUUCAUCCCAUUGUUUGACCUUGUCAUUUAUCGUCUGGUCUCCAUGUGUGGCAUUAACUUCACAUCACUUAGGAAAAUGGCUGUUGGUAUGAUCCUAGCAUGCCUGGCCUUUGCAGUUGCUGCUACUGUAGAGAUAAAAAUUAAUGAAAUGGCCCCACCCCAACCAGAUUCCCAAGAGAUUUUCCUACAAGUCUUGAAUCUGGCAGAUAAUGAGGUGAAGGUUACAGUGCUGGGAGAUGAAAACAACUCUCUGUUGGCAGAGUCCAUCAAAUCCUUUCAGAAAAUGCCACACUAUUCCAAACUCCACCUGAAGACAAAAAGCCAGAAUUUCCACUUCCAACUGAAAUAUCACAAUUUGUCUGUCUACACUGAGCAUUCUGUGGAGGAGAAAAAAUGGUACACUCUGAUCAUUCAAGAAGAUGGGAAAAGUAUUUCUAGCAUGAUGGUAAAAGAUGAAGAAAACAAAACAACCAAUGGGAUGACAACCAUGAGGUUUGUUAACACUUUGCAUGAAGAGAUCAACAUCUCCCUGGAUACAGAUACCUCCCUCAGUGUUGAAGAAGACUAUGGUGUGUCUGCUUACAGAACUGUGCAGAGAGGAGAAUAUCCUGCGGUGCCUUGUAGAACAAAAAGUGAGAACUUUUCACUGAAUUUGGGUCUACUAGACUUUGGUGCAGCUUAUCUGUUUGUUAUUACUAAUAGCACCAGUCAGGGUCCUCAGGCCUGGAAGAUGGAAUAUAUCCCAGCCAACAAAAUGUCCAUCGCAUGGCAGCUACCACAAUAUGCCCUUGUUACAGCUGGGGAAGUCAUGUUCUCUGUCACAGGACUUGAGUUUUCUUAUUCUCAGGCUCCCUCUAGCAUGAAGUCUGUACUCCAGGCAGCCUGGUUGUUGACAGUUGCAGUUGGGAACAUCAUCGUGCUUAUUGUGGCACAGUUCAGCAGCCUGGUACAGUGGGCCGAAUUCAUUUUGUUUUCCUGCCUCCUGCUGGUGGUCUGCCUGAUCUUCUCCAUCAUGGGACACUACUAUGUUCCUAUAAAGCCAGAGGAUAUUCAGGGGACAGCAGAUAAGCAGAUUCCCCAAAUCCAAGGAAACAUGAUCAGCCUGGAGACCAAGAAGACAAAGCUCUAAUGACUCCCUGGACUCUGCCCAGACCCCAAUUCCUGACUCUGGUCUUGGCCAUCACCAUCUUCAAGCAUUUUUUACUCCGACUUGGUUAGAAGAGAGAAGUAGUGUCAUAUCUGAGGUAAUCUCUACUUUUCUCCCAUGAUAGAGGCAGUUCUAGGACUGGGUUUUUCAGUACAUUAUAGCAAGGCCCCUGAGACUCUGUCUUCCCAUCUCUCAGUGAACUCGGUAAACCUUGUGUAGUGUUGCUGAAUCUGGCCUGCUACCUCCAAAUGGCCAUAAAAAACACAAAUGUAUAAUUGAGGUUAGUCUCUGUGCUUAUCAAAGUUAUGUAGGAAUUGUUUUACCUGCCAUUUAGAACUGAUGACCCCACUUUUUGAAGUGCUGAUUUAGAGGCAAAAUUGCAGAAUAACAGAGAAAUGGUAUUUCAAGUUUCUUCAUUAGCAGUGUAAUUGUACUGUGUACAAGGACCUCAAGAAUUGGUAUGUCUGGUAUGAUCUGGUCCAGGGCCUGGCUUCUCAGGUAUCCAGAUUUGAUAAGACCUUAGUUAAUUUUUCAGUACAGAUAGUAGGAAAUAAAAUGACAUUUUAUUAACACAUAGGAGAAGAUAUAUCUUUCUGAUAAUUACAGUAUUUUAUCUACUAACCCAAAUCCCCUUUCUCAGUACUGAUAGAUAUUUGGAAACCAAAUUAAAGAUAGUAAACAUGGUUCUGGAAAAACAAGUAUAAAUUGCAGAAGUCCUAAUGAGCCAUUUCUUCUACAGUGUACAUUCUUUUUAGGGACUACAAUGUUUCAUCCCUAGAGUACGCCCUCCUGUGGACAGCUGUGUAGACACUAAUUAUAAUUUUCCACCCCUGCCUUUUCAAUGUUGUUGGGCCAUCUUUUUCUUAUUAUUACAUCAUCUUGCUUAUUGCAACAAGUAUUUAAUAACAACAGUAUUUUUAUGAACAUAACUUCCUUUUUUAUUAGUACUUCCUUCGGCUCAAAGUAGUGGAUCUGUUUUGAUAAUUUUUCCUGUUUUACUUUUCCCAAAAUUUUUAAAUGCCAUUUCUUCAUUUAGGCCUGGAUUUUCCUGUUUAUUAAAAAAAAAAGUUAUAUUAAUACUCUAGGUUUGAGCUUCUAAAAUGGCAAUGCUCAAUGGGGGACAUGGCCCCAUAUCAGGAUUCUUACAAAAUCUGGGGGUUGAGGGAAGGAGUGGUAGAACAUGACAGGUUUUUGUUGCUGUGUUGGUGAAAAAAGUUGAGAAAUAUUACCUUGCACACAAUGAAUGAAUCAGUGGACAGACAUGGGAAUAUCAUGACUCUACAGUGUAUUGCUGGGGAAAAAAGUUCAGAACAGUUGUCCUGGAGAGCCUCAUUUCCAUUGGUUUUGCUCCAUUAUUCUCAUCUAGAACUGUGUUGAGUCAGUCUCAUGUUGUAAAUGUAACAAGGAAAGUUGCUUCAGUUUCCCAAGCUUUAAUACUCUAGUCUUAGUUACCAAGUUUUCAGAAGUACCGAAGUGACAGCAACACCAUCCAGUUUCCACAGAUAUCUUAAUGUGAACCUGACUGUGCUUCAGAAGAUUCUCUGUUCAUUUUUGAGCAGCUUUAACUCAAUCUGUUCUAUGAACUAUUGUUUCAAGAGAUAUUAACAGUGCUCUGUGAAUAAAAGUUUUUAUGGAUAAAUAACUUUUGGAAAUGAAGCAUAUAUAUCUUCUUAACAUUUGCAUACUAAGGAUUCUGAGAUAUCCUUCAGUAAAGACACAAGACACUUUGUUUAGUUUCACAUGGUAUAGUGUUCUGCAGAACACUGACUUGGGAAAAACUGGCAGGCAAUUCUUCCUUAUGUUGAACUGAAAGCUUUCUCUUUGGAACCUCCUACCAUUGGUUCUUUCCUUUAUGGCUAACAAGAAUAAGCAUAAACCUCUCUUUUAUGCAGCAGAAUUUCUGCUAUUUGGAGAGAAUUUUCAUGUUGCCUCCCCAGUCAUCAAGUAAGUAUUCAUCAAGCUAAAGAUUCUCAGUUUGUUUUCAUAGCUCUUCACAGGGCGUAGUCCAGUCCUUUCACAACUAUUUUUCCACUUCUGAAAAAUAUCCUUUCCCUGAAAUGUAACAGUGGGUCAGAAUCCCUCUUAAUAUGUGAUAUCUGAAGCCAGUAUGUACAACAUUCCAGAAUUGGUUGGACCAGAAGAACUACAACCUGCUUUUGUCCAAACAAUACACUUCUGUUAAUGUAGCCUUAGGUAACAUUAGAUGUUUUUGGCAACUGCAUCACAAUGUAGGCUUACAUUUUAAUCACAUGGUUGGUUAAAACCUCAAAAUUUUUUAAGAGAGUUAUUUUUUUAUUCAAAUACAUGUUU